GCUCGGUGCUGGUCAGUCAGUCAGUCAGCCAGCAGUUGCAUUCAGUGCUUCGGGUAACGUGGACGUGUUUCGUUAGACGUCCCCCGAUCGUUUGCAGAGUAGUGUUGUUUGUUGUUUGAUGCAUCCAUCAACCGCUCCCGUUUGUGAUCUACACCCUACUACCCACCCCGCGUGUGCGUGUGACGUCGGUGUCGAUAGCGGCUUCGCCUGUUUUGAUUUUUGCUCUUUGUCGUCACGCGAUCGCUCGCAAUUAUUGCGAUCGGUGUUAUUUCAAUUCAUAAAACCAACGCAGAUGAUAACUGUUUCUGGCGGAAAAAUAUAAUAGUGCGGAAAAUAAAUAAACACAAAAGUGACUCGUUCUUGAUAGUGUUGUGUUGUGCUUUGCGUUUGCUCUCUGGGUGCUGCGCUUCGACUGCUUUUUAUUUUGUUCCACACAAUGUUUAACGCACGGUUCGUGGCGUAAAAAUAAAACAAUCAUUGAGCUGUUGUUUAUUAGUGGCCGGGGCUGGUAUGAACUAGCGUGUGCACUGCACUAUGAUACACACACGCACGCAUACCUUCACAUGUGAUCCACCGUCAGCGCCACAGGCAGAAACACGCGGAAAAGGUUCUAUCGAAGAAGUGCUCAGCGUGUGACCAUUUGUCGGUUCCUACCCUCGUUGAUAGACUAGAACAAGAACGGAUCGCGUCGUGGGUUUGAGGCCCGCUGCUGCUGCGAUCGCAAUAACAAAGCUGAUCCGCCACUGGUUAUAAUUGUGCGCGAAGGCGUGUUCCGGUGCUAUUGUUUGCAUCGAUCAUCGUGGGCGAGAUUUCGCGAUGUGUUGAAAGUGUGUUUGACGUGCCGUGAUCGUGCGAUCUUGUCUCGGUGAUUGCAAUUUGUUGUUAGAUCUUACGGUGAUACUGAGAAAGUGAUUGACUCAAUCGAUGUUACAAAUGAGUGAGAAUCAAUGAAGCUACCGGAGUUCUAUCUGGAGAUUGACUUGCACAAAAGAACACAAUAAAACAACAGCCAGAAAACAGGCACAAAGUCAAAAAGGUGAAGAGUGACUGAAGCAGGGAAAAAAAUCGAUCGCCCGCACAUUUGUACGUGUGUUGUUUUCGUUCCUAUUGAAGAUCGGAACAGCGAGAUCGGAGUGAAUUGAAUUAUCUGGUUUUCCGACAGUCGGCAGACAAAAGCAGCCUGUUGUGGUGCGGAGUGCAGAUUAGGCCCUGCUGCAGUGAUAUCAAACCAGCAAGCUGCAGAGGCGCCGUCGACCUCAAGUACUUAAUUAUUGUGAUUAGAUGUGUGUCUUAUUAAAUCAGAGUGAUUUCUAGCCCCAACUGAGUGAUUAAGUAGCAGCGUAUAUGUGCGUGCGCGUUUGGGUGCCUGGGGCAGUCGCCUUUGUGAGCCGAUUACUAUCAUUUGCCGCUCGGCGGGUAGCCGCCUAAUCACCAGCUGAAACCCUUCUCCACCGCGGAACGAUCAACAAUUAGCUGCAAGAUGGAUAUCGAAUCGGAUGGAUCUGAACGAUGGGAGGAUUUUUUCGGUAUGCUCGUUUUGAUGAAAAAAAUACUUCGAGUCUGGGUAGCAGCACCGAUUUGGCACCUUCGCUUCUGGGAUACUACGAUUCGUUGGCCACCAAAGUAGGAGCCGAUCAAAAGCCGACUACCGGAAGCAGUCCUGUUUCGAAGGCUUCCGGUGAAAUUCAAUCCACCAGCAGUCACAGUUUGGAUGCAACCUCAUCGAGCAAUUCCACGGUCACUCAAUCCACGACCAGCAGUCAACAGAGAGUUCAGUUAAGCCAGGAACUCACUCAACCAGCAAGCGAGAAGCCCUUCCAAUCGAGCGUUCUGAAGUUCAAAAGCGUAGGAUUGCUAAGGCCAACCCGCCCAGCCCCGCACAUUCCGAAGCACGGGGACAAGUUUCGGAACCUUUCGUCGAACGUACAGAGAAUACUUUCGAAUACUGAAACGGCCAUAGAAACCAGCCAACCGGAAGCCUCCCCACAAGCGCGACUUCCUCCGAACACCUUUCAUCGGAACCAACGUCAGUCCGCGUCCUUCUCUACUAGUCGAUCGAUCUCGUCCAUCACGUCGACAAGGCACGUUGCCUUCAAAAACCUACCGCUGUCGAAAAACAUCACCAAAAUCACGCAAGCCUCCGAGUUGAUCGAACAUUUCGCCACAAAGUCGGAAGGCAAAACCGAACACCGUGACGCGAACGGUAACUGUGAAACGACACUGCCACUGGCGGAGGAUGUUCCCAAGUUGAGCCUCAUCCAGCAGCGAAUUAAAUCCCUCACGUCCGCCCUGGUUGGUGAUCUCGAUAUCACGGUACCCCCUGACGAGGAACCACCGGUGCUGCGUAAUCCGGAAAAAUCGAUGGAACCUCCCGGCGAUGACCGUAAUGCGUUUGUCGAGAACUGCGAAGAAUCCGAGCAUCGGCACACCAUCGUAGAGGCACGCAAUCCGUUCGUAAGCCUUGUCGUCACCGAACCGGCUCAGGGCGACAGCGAACAGCCGGAAUCGGAGGAUCGCCGCAAACUUGCGCACGCUCGAGUUCAACUGCAGAUUAAUUCGUCACGGACGUUACCCGAGUCACCGCAGUUACCGCGUUCCAGUGGCAGCAGUGUGACGUCCGCUUCAACGCCCAGCCUCGACACGGCCAGUUCUGCCUCGUUAUCGUCGAGCAAAGCCUCACUCACCCAAACGCCGGGAACGCCCGUUCUUAGCACACGGCCUCUGUCGGCCUCGUCGAUUUGUUCCUACUCAUCGAGCAGCAGUUCCGGGUCCGACACUCUACUUCUAGUCAGCGGCAAGUGCUGCGGGGGAGCUCCCUCCUAUCAGGCCAGCGUCGAGAGUUUGGCCGAUCAGAGCGAAUGCGAACAGAACGGCAGCACCGGCGGGCUGACGAUGUGCGAACGGGCGGUCAUGGAGAUUAUCGACUCCGAGCGGAGCUACGUCGAGGAUUUGGGCCAGAUCAUCAAGGGCUACCUGCAAGACUGGAAGGAACGAGCCUGUCUCAAGGUAGACGAGCUCGACAUUCUGUUCAGCAACAUUCAGGAAAUCUGGGAAUUCAACAGUCGACUACUCUCGCGGCUGGACGAAACCAAAGGCGAUCCGGUCAAAAUUUCCGGCUGCUUUAUCGAUCUCCACGAGAAUUUUCACUGCUACACCACAUACUGCACCCGCUACCCGGAGGCGAUAGCCCUGCUAACCAGUCUACUGCAGGCCACCCACACCAAUUCCCUACUGGUCCAAACCCAGAAGAUGCUGAACCACACGCUCCCACUGGGUUCGUACUUGCUGAAGCCGGUCCAGCGGAUACUGAAGUACCAUCUGCUGCUCGAUAACCUGCGGAAGCACUGCGACGACAAGCAGGUCGCCCAUGCGCACGAGCUGAUGAAGAGUGUGGCCCACAACAUCGACCAGGUGAAGAGAAAACUGGAACAGCAGUCGCGUGUCAAGGAACUGGCCGGUAUCUUGGACGGCUGGCUCGGGCCGGAUCUGUCCGUACUCGGAGAACUGCGCCAAGAGGGACUGCUGAGUGAGCAGGCCAAACCCCGAAUCGUGCUGCUCUUCGAGACGAUGCUCAUUAUCACCAAGCCGAAGGAGGACAAGCGGCUGCAGUUUCGUGCAUACAUUCCGUGCAAGAACCUCAUGCUGGUGGAGCAUUUGCCGGGCGAACCGACCAGUUUCAACGUGAUUCCGUAUAACGAUCCGAAGGGACAGAUCCGGCUUACAGCUCGCACUCGGGACCAGAAGCGCCUCUGGACGCAGCAAAUCAAGCAGGCCAUGCUCGAGCAUUACGACAUCCCGAAACGCGCUCGAGAAUUGGUGCUGCAACUCGGUGAUGAGGAUGAUCGCGUAGCGGAUAAAAACGCCAGCUGGAAGUGGCCCACGAAUCAUCCCUCGACUCCGGAUUAUCUGGAACGACGGCAGCAGUUCCGGCGCAGUGAAAUGCGACUGCGGUCGAAGAAAAUGCGCAAAGCAACGGCCAGCAGUAUUUCCCUGGAUGGCAUCUCACCGAAGGACAUCCGACAGCCGACUUUCCAGUCAUACUCCAAACCACUGGAGCAACAGCAAAAAUCCGAAGGGGAAGAGGAAGCUAAAGCGGGUUGCAAGUGUGAUGCCGUGAAAAAGGAACUAGAACAAAAGCAAAUAAAAGCGGGUGAGGGUGGUAGAAGCCGCUCCGUGACAAGACCGCCCGGAGAUGAGAAACAGAAGGCGGCUGCUAAGUUAAGCGAUGACGAGGCUUUCGCCAAAGCGAUGCAGGAACGGAAUCGUUUCGCAACGCAGGGCCGAAAGAAGACGAAGGAAAGCUUCGUCGAUGUUAAAUCAUACAAUUCGACUACGAUCCCGAAGCGGAUUGUGAACAUCAGAAAGAGUCGAUCGAAAACAACGGGGAAUUCAAGGUUUUACACAAAUCUUGGACUGGGCGAAGGAAGCACUGAUGAUACCGUGUUAAAAAUCACGGAAUCAACGGACAAUUUAAGUUUGGAUGCUGACAACCCCACAACCGGGAAGGGUACGGAAGAAACGGCAGAUGAAGAAGAUGCUCAGAGAAAAGAUUCCGACAUUAUUUCGCAACUGAUUCUGCAGAAAAACGAAUUCAGAAAAAUGAGUCGACCGCCAAAGAAGAAGUCCUUCGAUUCGGUGCGGUCACUGUCCUGCCCUAGUCAGGAUGAGGAUGGCGACUUCCAGACGAAACCAGAGGAACCCGUUCCAAAGCCGCCUUCCACCGAACCACCAAAAGAAGAUAACGAACAAGAAGAGGACGCUGAGUUUCGGAAGGUGGCAGAACUAAACCGAAAGUCGGAGGAUCUACUGAGCCGCUUGAUGGAAAUUCAAAACGAUUUACCAUCCCCGGAACCAAUCUACGAAUCGUUACUCCGAAACGUACACGUACCCUACAAAUAUGCACCUCCGCUAACGCGUUCCAUUUCACAGCAGUACGGCAAAGCGUUGGAGACUUUGAGAGCGAAUGCGACUGCGAAAAAAUCCCGCCCAGAAUCGGAUUACGUCACGCUAGCCUACUCAGAGGGUGGACUAAUCAACAUAGACGGACAUUCCGUCGAGACAAAGUCAACCGUAGCGCAGCUACGCAACAGUGACACCAACAUCAACUAUCACUAUCCUUGGCGGAAGGAGGAAGAUACCGCAACGGUGCAGGACACUCGUUCGGAAAUACUCAACCUCAGCCUAAGCGACGGGGAUCCUCUGAAACCACUCGAGCGGCAGGGUAGUCUCAGCAUUAAAUCGCCAAAGAACUUGCUCCAAAGAUUUAUCAGCCUGCAUUCGUCACCAUCGAGCGGCAGCUGCGACAGUAAUCUGCAUCAGCGGAAGAUUUCUCACACGGAGUCAGAUGCUGCACCAAUCUACAAGCAGGGCAGCCUCGAUCUGGGUUCCCGUAUAGCAAAUCUUGACUACGCUGAUCCACGAUCUCUGUUCUCCCCGGGAUCGACUAACCAACAGCCGAACAUAUUCGUCAACAGGGCGUCAGUCCGAGCAGCUUCCGCUGAUCCAGAGCAACGGGAUUCGAUAUUUUCGCUUGAUUCGUCUAGCGACAGUGUGUGCGGUGGCACGCGCAACGAGCAGGAUGACGAGAGUUGCGGUUUCUACGAAAAGUCCGUUGAGGAAUGUCUGGAGAAUGACGACUUUCGAGAUUCGGCUGUCUACAGUGGGGACGAUAACGAUCGCCGAACGGAUGGAUUCGACGAGCAGGUCAUUUAUGAGUCGAUCAGCGAAAUUGGCCAUUGUCAGCUGCUGAAGCUUCCCUCUGCAUCCGCACAGGUAGCCCGUUCGUCAUCUUCCGCGUCGAGUUGCUCCUCCGGAGCCCCACCGAUUCCCAUCAAACCAGCUCAUCUCGAGCAGCGUAAAGCCAUACAAAUCACAUUAAAACCAACGGUUUCACCAUCAUCGCCACCGGGUGGAGCAGCCCCUAAGGGAGGAUGGGUCCUACAGCAGGUGAAGAGAUUUCAGUAAUUAGAGGAGACUGAUCCUGAAGUGCCUUAUAGUAUUUUGGAUUCUAGGAUUCAUCAGUUUUAACCAAAACGCAUUCUCUAAUGUUUCCUUGUUCGUGUGCGUGCGCGUUUUACAUGUUUUAAUGAUAAAACUUCGAGCGCUCAGUGGAGCACGUCUCUUGUAAAGCAAUGUUUUAAUCACACAAUUGUAUUUAUUCGUCGUUUAGUACUAUUUGAAACCGAUUAAUCGUGCCCUUAGUUUAAUUUACUAACACCCAUCACUAGCAGUGUAAGGCUCAAAGCAAACGUUUUUUUUUUUAGAUAUUUAAGUCGCAUUUUUUCAGUAUCAGCGUAGAAGUAUUGUGAGGGGAGGCCUGCCCCAACAGAGCAAGCAAUAGAAUCCUGAUUUCAGAUGGGUUCACCGUUUCAGCAACCCACAGUUCUACUUUACUGUUUCGACUACCUAAAAAAUUUUAACCUUGUCUUGUUAAAUAUAUAUGUAAUGAAAAUUUUUUAGUUCAUCCUAUA
Messenger RNA from Wyeomyia smithii (pitcher-plant mosquito), 6470 nucleotides. RefSeq lists its product as uncharacterized. Lineage: Eukaryota; Metazoa; Arthropoda; Insecta; Diptera; Culicidae. The transcript has 8 exons. Bases 1510 to 5964 code for a protein of 1484 amino acids. The record is from RefSeq and is a predicted model, not a curated record. Gene Ontology annotation, molecular function: guanyl-nucleotide exchange factor activity.